This is a messenger RNA of Neltuma alba, 1131 nucleotides long. RefSeq names its product probable aspartic protease At2g35615. Lineage: Eukaryota; Viridiplantae; Streptophyta; Magnoliopsida; Fabales; Fabaceae. Gene Ontology annotation, cellular component: extracellular region. The record is from RefSeq and is a predicted model, not a curated record. Bases 1 to 1131 code for a protein of 376 amino acids. The transcript is spliced from 2 exons.
AUGGCAGAAGCGCAUAAUCCCACUGUUCCUCUCUCCCUCUCCUUCCUCCUCGUCACCUGCAUUUCUGGCUUUUUAUUCCUUACCGAAGCAACCAACCAUGGCUUUAGUGUAGAACUAAUCCACCGAGACUCUGCAAAAUCUCCACUCUAUACUGAAUCAUCACACGUGCAGAAACUUCACAGCUCUUUCCUUCACUCCAUCAAACGAGCCAAUUACUUCUACCCUAAUACUGAAACCGUUGAAGCCGAGGAAGAUUUACCAGAAUCUGAAGUAAUCCCUAUUACAGGAGAAUUCAUCAUGGCCUAUUCCUUACGAACACCACCUUUCAAAAUCUUUGGAAUAGCAGACACAGGCAGUGACCUUGUUUGGUCACAGUUUUUACCUUGUCGUAAUUGCCAUAACCAAACCGCCCCCUUAUUCGAUCGUUCUAAAUCCUCAACCUUCAAAAACAUCUCUUGCUUCGACCAAAAAUUUACAUCUAUAGUUCCCCGUGAGGUCCAGACAUGUUGUGAGGAUGGAACAAAACUUUGUCAGUACGACGUGCAGUACGCGGAUCACUCAGUUUCAAUCGGAAACAUCACAUCAGACACACUGACACUUGGCUCCACCAGUGGUCGCCAAGUGGCGUUUCCUAACAUUGUGGUUGGUUGUGGUUAUAUUGAUGGUCCAUUUAGUGAACAAACUUCUGGGAUUGUUGGUCUCGGAGGAGGUUCGAUUUCUUUGGUUUCUCAGAUAAGUUCUUCCAUUGAUGGUAAAUUCUCAUACUGCUUGGCCCCAUUGUCGAGUAAUCGAACGACCAAGUUGAAUUUUGGAGCAAACGGUGUCGUUUCUGGAGCAGGGACUGUUUUUACUCCAAUGUUUUGGAAAGAUCCAGCGGCUUUCUGUUACUUUACGUUGGAAGCAAUUAGUGUUGGAGACAAAAGGAUAGCCUUUACAUCAUCAGGUGCAGAUGAUAGGUUAAGUACACUUAACAGCUUCACUAAAGUUUCUGGGGAUGUGUUUUGUUUUGCUUUCCGCUCAUUUUCACGUGGUGCUGUGUUUGGGAACAUCGCACAGAUGAACUUCUUGGUGGGUCAUGAUAUUCAGAAGAAGUUGGUUUCCUUCAAGCCACUGGAUUGCAGCAAGCUUUGA